GACUGCGUGCGAUGACGAGAAAAGCUUGUUGCGGCGCAAAUUAAAAGGAUUUUAUAAUAAACUUUAUAAUUCCAUCAAGAUAUUUAUCGUCUAAUCCAUCUCAGUUAAGGUAAGGGCGUAAGUUAACCCUACGGAUGUACUGGAAGUGAUUAUUUAUUAUGUUCAUAUUUCCUCUUGUAUCACAGCCAUGUUGAAGUAGUGUUGAUUUUACUAAGUUAUCGUCAGUUUAUCGUUUACAAAAGUUAAAAAAGUUGCUCACAAGUAUAUGUGACAGACCCGAGUUUAGUUUGUGUUGUGAAUAUAAAAGUUGAAAGUCUUUGCAAUAUGAAAAGUGUUAUAAAGUGCCAUCGUUUCUGGCGUCGAGCCGUCGUCUUCAAGGAAUGGAUUCUGAAGAUUCACGAGAUGGCUCUGGGGAUACUAAAUCCUCAUCAAGUAGUAGCAGCUCAAGCUCCAGAAGUCGACGUAGUUCAUCUUCAGAUAGAAGUGAAGGUUCCAAAAAAGAUGCAAAGUCACCUCCACGGUCACCUCCGGCGUCACCACCAGGUUCACCGUCCGGUUCCAGACCUGGGUCACCCCCAGCGUCUCCUCCUCCUCAGUCACCUAGAUCUGAAGGGCCCCGAUCCCCUUCACCAGAAAGUCAUUCUCAGUCCUCAAUACGUUCACCAGAAUCUGAUAAGCCCCAACGCUCUCCCGAUAACUUGAGUGGAGCCCACUCAGACAUAAACUCACCAGAAAAUUCUAUGCCAACCUCCCCUGCCGCCCCCAAGUCCCCUGAUGGCCCAAAGUCACCUAGUGACACUGGAUCAAAUAUAGGUUCACCAGAUAACAGGGAGCAGUACUCUGCCCCUUCAGGUGGCGAGGGUCCAAAAACACCUCAAAGUCCUAGCAGUUCAGUAAGAUCAGGUCCUGGUUCACCAGAGCCUAGUUCCCGACCGGCCUCCCCUGAUUCUGCAUCACAACCCACUUCACCUUCUAGAAAUCGAGAUCAGACUUCACGGUCCCCUAGCCCUUCCCCCGAUAGGAUCUCAUCCCGGUCAUCACCUGUGUCAGUGAAGAAGGAUGAGUGGAGUCCUAAAGACAAGUGGAGGAGGCAUACUAAAGCCGAACAGAAGAUGGUUGCAGUUUCAAGAAGAAGCCGAUCUGAUUCUAGUCGGUCUAGUAGAAGUAGGAGCUCUUCUUAUAACAAGAGAUCUAGCAAUAAAGACCCUGCUACUGAAGAGAUAUCGGAAGGUGAAAUGGAAUCAGAUCAAGAAGAUAGAAAGUCAAGGGGUAAAUCAGAAACUAGUGACAAGCCAGAUGGGAAGGAUCUCAAUAUUAGUCAUGAGGAUCUGUCAGAUGUAUCCGACUUAGAUUCUGGAGCAGAUGACACGAAAGAUAGCAAGCCCAAAUCACCAGAUAGGUCCCCAAAAAGCAAGCAAGAUGUGAAAGUAAAUGGUAAUGGUAGCACACAGUCUUCACCCAAGUCUGACGGUGGAAAAGUUGACACACCAAAGUUUGAAAAGGUACCACAAGAAAAGACUAGCAACACAGAAGAUGGGGAGGAGCAGCUGGACUUUGAAGCUGAGGAGGGAGAAUGUAUUGAUCCCAAACCCAGGGAACAGUCUAACGGCGACACAGACAUCCAGGGCGAGGAAAAAGUAGAGGACGUAAAGGCGGGAAAGCGUUCGCGCGGAUCAUCGCUAGAGGAGGGAGAAGUCUCUGACGAGGCGGAGCGCCGGCCCGAGGAGAGCGAGCCGCGUCCUGUCUGCCGGUUCUUUUCGCGGGGCGCUUGCACCUGGGGCGUCAGUUGCAGGUUCCUCCACCCGGGCGUGACAGACAAGGGCAACUACAACAUGUUCGACGUGGUGCGCGGUGUGCCGGCCGGGGGCUCGUACCCGCCGCCGCGCGACACGGCGCCGCCCGAGUCCGCCUGGGAGCGCGGCCUGAGGACUGCCAAGGAGGUUCGUAUGCUCCGAAUAGCGAACAAGCGUAAGGAACAAGACAUGGACUUUGAAGAGAAGAAGCUGCAUUUGUCUGUGGGCGGCGUGGUGCACGACCCGGACGCGGAGCUGGCGUACGCGGCCGCCGCCGUGGGCGCGUCGCCGCCGCACGCGCCGCACGUGCCGCACGCCGCGCAUGCCGCGCAUGCGCACCACCACGACUUGCCGCCGCAUCGCGACCCUGAAGCAUUCAGACCAUACGGGCCGAUGUACCGCGGACGGUUCCCGGGCCGGCCGCCUAUCGACGAGCGGGAGCGAUACUACGACCGCGAGCGAAUGUACGAGCGGGAACGCAUGUACGAGCGCCCGCCGCACUACGACGAGCGCGCCGCCGCCCCCGUCGGGCCCGAGGAGGCCUACCAUAAGCAGCGCCGCGUGCGGUCGUCGCGCGAGGUGAUCGUGCAGCGCGCGGAGGUGGAGCGGCGCGAGCGCUCGUCGCGGCCGCGCGAGCGCCCCGACGACUGGGCCGACCCCUGGAUGCGCGCCGAGCCCGCCGCGCGCCGCCGCCGCCCGCCCUCCACCGACGAGUCCUACUCCUCCGACAGCUCUUCAAAUUCCAGUUCACGAAGCUCUCGUUCGCCCAGUGCGCGCCGCAAGAGGAGGGCCUCUUCGUCGUCCAGGCAGAGGCUGUCGCCGUCGGUGAUCGUGCGCGAGCGGCGCAUGGCGAGCGCGCGCGCCACGGCCAUGAACCCGCCCGCGCCGCGCCGCCGCGCGCCCUCGCCCGCCGCCGCGCGCCAGCUGGCCGCCAACCCGCCGCCGCCCGCCUCGCACCGCCACAAGGAGGAAGUUGACCCAUACGGACGUACCAAAGCGUCGAGCCGAAAUAGAGACAGAAAGAAGUACUCCAGAUCGUCUUCUUCGGGAUCAGGAUCAGAGACAACAUCGUCGUCGAGCGAGUCUGAGAGCGAGUCUCGGUCGUCGUCGUCUUCGGGCAGCUCGGGCGCACGGCGGGCGAGACACGCGCGCCUGCUCAAUGCGGCUGCGAGGCCGAGGUUGAAUGCCAAGAGUGCUGUAGCCGCGGCAGUCACUAUUCCGAACAAAAAAGAAGUCCCAAGUGAUAAAGAAUCUGGCAAGAAACGGUCGGCUACGUCUCCAGUGAGCGGGGUUCCAGCGAGCAAGAAGUCUGUGUCCAGGAGGGAAGAGCUUCUCAAACAGUUGAAGGCCGUCGAAGACGCCAUAGCCAGGAAGCGUUCCAAGAUAUAGGACUGGUGCUUGCACGGCAUCCACCACUUGUGGGAUAUCGUAGACUGUACGUUGAAGAUAGAGAAUGUUCCAGACAAUACAGUAAUUUGUCAAAUGCUCAUUCAAUUUAAAGGCGGCCUACGGACAGUACCGUGAGCGGGACUGCAGGCGAGUUGUACAAAUAAGCAUUUAAGUUCUUUGUGAUGUUCAUGAGUAGUGUAAAUGUUGACUCUGAAACCAAAAUGGAAUAUCAGUAAGAUUCACUUUUUAAGUAUUGUAUCGAGAUAACAGUGUUCAUCUAUUUAUCGUUGUGUAUACGAAAACUGUAUCAAUUUUUUGACUAUGAUGAUUACUAGAAAAUGAAAUAAUGGAAAAUAGUAUUUUUGGUAUCGUUUGUUCAUCACAAAGUGAAAACGGAACCUAAGCUAGGUUUUUCUGACUAGAUUAUGUAAGGAUGUUCACGAGGAUGGAAAUAAAACAUUAUUUUGAA
This is a messenger RNA of Pectinophora gossypiella (pink bollworm), 3651 nucleotides long. Its product is annotated as zinc finger CCCH domain-containing protein 18-like. Bases 381 to 3182 code for a protein of 933 amino acids. The record is from RefSeq and is a predicted model, not a curated record. Gene Ontology annotation, molecular function: metal ion binding. Lineage: Eukaryota; Metazoa; Arthropoda; Insecta; Lepidoptera; Gelechiidae. The transcript has 16 exons.